Messenger RNA from Cryptomeria japonica (Japanese cedar), 1739 nucleotides. RefSeq names its product probable glycosyltransferase At5g03795. The transcript is spliced from 4 exons. The record is from RefSeq and is a predicted model, not a curated record. Gene Ontology annotation, molecular function: glycosyltransferase activity. NCBI's taxonomy places the organism in Eukaryota, Viridiplantae, Streptophyta, Pinopsida, Cupressales, Cupressaceae. Bases 198 to 1430 code for a protein of 410 amino acids.
AUCGAAAGCAAACAUACUACUUAACACCGGCCCAUGUCGCACAUUUGUUGAAUCACAUUGAGACCUUUACCUGUCAUCAUGGAUUCCUCUUGCUGUAACCUUACCUCCUCUUUCUCCCUUGCUCUCUCUAUUCUCUGCACUCUUCUACUCUUGGAUUCAUACAAUCUCAAUUUACUCUCCCCUUUUAUCCCUGCACAAUGGAAUUCGAUUUCUUCUUCUGUGCCACUGCAUCCAAAUCCCAGGAUGGACUACACCCACAAUCAUUUGCACGCAACAUAUCACAAUUCCACAGCCAAAAGCAUUGCCGACAAGAUUCAGGCGAAAGGAAAAAGGCAAGGGAGGAUGCGCGUGGAAAUGGAGCUGAAAGAGGCACGAGCAACUAUAAGGAAAGGAGUUAUAUGGAAAUGGAGAAGAGGUUCAAGAUGUUUGUGUAUAAAGAGGGAGAGCUGCCUCUGGUGCACAAUGGGCCGUGUAAAAACAUAUACACGACAGAAGGGAGGUUUAUUCACGAGAUUCAAUUGGGAAAUCGAUUCCUUACGUCAGACCCGGAGAAGGCUCACGUUUUUUUCCUUCCUUUCAGCGUGGUAAUGAUGGUGAGCUACGUAUACAAGCCUAAUACGUACGAUACGACGCCCCUGAAACGCUUUGUGAGCGAUUACAUUAGUCUAGUGAGCAACAAGUAUCCCUUUUGGAACCGCAGCCUUGGCGCAGAUCAUUUCUUCUUGUCCUGCCAUGAUUGGGCGCCAGAAACAUCCAAGGUAAAUCCAUAUCUUUUCAACAAAGCAAUUAGGGUUUUGUGCAACGCAAAUACCUCAGAAGGAUUCAAUCCCGCCAAAGAUGCAUCACUACCCGAGGUAAAUUUUAGAACGGGUGCAGCAAACGGAAUGAUGGGAGGUAAUUCUGCUCUACGAAGGCCUCUUCUUGCCUUUUUUGCAGGUGGAAAUCAUGGGCCAAUCAGACCUUUGCUGUUAAAGCACUGGAAAAAUGAUAAUGAUUCUUCUUCUUCUUCUGAUAUUCGAGUGUAUGAAUACCUUCCAAAGGAACUCGCCCCGUAUUAUAAUGAGAUGAUGAAAAAGAGCAAAUAUUGUUUGUGCCCCAGCGGAUACGAGGUAGCGAGCCCCCGAAUUGUAGAGGCGAUCUACAGUGAGUGUGUGCCGGUCAUAAUAUCAGAUGAUUACGUUCUUCCUUUCAGCGACGUCCUCAAUUGGAAUGCCUUUUCCCUCUUCCUUCCUUCCACUGAAAUUCCCAAUCUGAGGACAAUACUCGACUCCAUCCCUCUCACAAGAUAUGUGGAGAUGCAGCAAAGACUGAAGCAAGUCCGCACGCAUUUUGAACUAAAUCAGCCUCCCAAACCCUACGACAUGUUCCACAUGAUCCUCCAUUCCAUUUGGCUCAGGAGACUAAACGUUCACCUUACUCCACAUGACUGACUACUGACCCACAAAUUCUUUUGAAAUUUACAUGUAUGUGUAUAAUUACUCAGUAUCAUUCUUUCCUUGCUUCCUGUGUAAAGCAAACUAGUUGAGGCCUCAUCCAUGCUUCGGAGAGGUCCACCUCACAUUCAUUCCCCGACAAAUUGAAAGGAAAAGAAAGAAAUGUUCAUUCUUAGCGUACAAACAAAGAUACGAUAUAUUUAACCCCAUUUCUCCAGCCCAAUACGAACAUUCUAUAAGGGUUAAGUGUACACAAUUUUUUUAUUUAUUAUUUUAUAAAUUAUGGCAGGGGGCAUCUUGAUGUUA